AUGGCGACACAGUUUACCUGCGGCUCGUAAUCGAGUUGAGCUCUCGGCUGCAAAAUAAAUAUCCUUAUUUCAUACACAUUAAACAUGUCGUACUUAUCGGAAUAAUAAAAAAUCUCGGACUCGUGGAUUUUCAGUGAUUGUCGAACCGAUGAAGAUUGCCUUUCGAUUUGUAAAAUAAAGUUACGUGUCUGGACUUCAAAGUCAAAGGUUUAGUGCAUGUGUGUGUGGUAUACGUUUCUGACAGCGUGUACGCAAUGGCCGAUGAUUCCCCCACGGUGCCGAGAAGGCGUCAAUUGCGCGAACGAACUCGCAAAUUAUACACUGACGAUUGGACUAUCGGAGAUGAAGAUAUCGAGGGUAGAAGGAGUUUUCAGCUCGAUGAAAAAAUUGAAUGCGAUAGAUACAAUCUUGACAAAUUUUCUGGACUCUUCAAGGAAAUGAAUGGAUCAGAACUCAACCUUGCUUAUCUUCAGAAACAUGGGCUUGCAAUACCACUCCUUUUCAGAGACAAGACUGGUCUUGGCCUCAGAGUUCCCAGUCCUAAUUUCAGCGUUAAUGAUGUUAGAACUUGUGUCGGGUCUAAACGUAUUCUGGACGUCAUGGACGUGAACACUCAGAAGAACGAGGACAUGAGUAUGAAAGAGUGGCAAAGAUAUUACGAGGAUCUCAACAAAGAUCGUUUGUUGAAUGUAAUAUCCCUAGAAUUUAGUCACACAAAAUUGGAGAAUUACGUGCAAUCACCAGCAGUGGUAAGGCAAGUGGAUUGGGUGGAUGUAGUCUGGCCGAGACACUUGAAAGAAGCACAAGUCGAAGCAACAAAUCUACUAGAGGAUAUGAUGUACCCAAAAGUACAAAAAUAUUGUCUCAUGUCAGUGAAAGGUUGUUACACCGAUUUUCACGUGGAUUUUGGUGGAACAAGCGUUUGGUAUCACAUUCUACGAGGCGGUAAAAUUUUUUGGCUCAUACCACCAACCGAAAAAAAUCUUGCGCUCUACCAGGAAUGGGUAUUGAGUGGGAAACAAUCCGAUGUCUUUUUCGGUGAUAUGGUCGAUCGUUGUGGGAGAAUCAAUCUUACUGCAGGCAUGACACUGUUCAUCCCAACCGGUUGGAUUCAUGCGGUUUAUACACCUCAGGAUUCACUCGUUUUUGGAGGCAACUUUCUUCACAGCUUCGGCAUUGAGAAACAAUUGAAAGUUGCUCAAGUCGAAGAACACACAAAAGUUCCACAGAAAUUUCGGUAUCCGUUUUUCACGGAAAUGCUCUGGUACGUUCUCGAACGAUACGUUCACGUCCUUCUCGGUCGAAGUCACCUGGACAUACCAGAAAAUCAAAGGCAACACGCGACCAUCGAUACAAAACCAGAUUCACAUCUUCAUCUGACACCUUUUGAGCUACAUGGCUUGAAAUCGAUUGUCAUGUAUCUUCAUUCGUUGCCCUCCACAAAAAAAAAUGUUCCCGAACUUAUUCGGGAUCCGGUUGCGUUGAUCCACGAUGUUCGUUGUUUGGUUGAACAACACAGGCACGAUAGUCCUGAGGCAGCUGUUACAGGAACACCAAUUUUACCACCACCCCCACCUUUGACGAUCGCCGAGCGCGAACGAUUACGAACGAAUCCCAAGAAAAGUUACACGAAGGCAAUUAACAACACGAGUGAAAAACCCGAAGGAGGCAGGCCGAGUUUCCCAAGGAGAAGAAGAACUCGUUGCAAAAAAUGUGAAGCUUGUACGAGGACGGAUUGUGGCGAGUGUGCUUAUUGUCAGGACAUGGUGAAAUUCGGUGGGAGUGGUCGAGCAAAACAGACGUGCUUGAUGCGUCAGUGUCUGAGGCCCAUGUUGCCCGUUACGGCUGCGUGUAAGAUUUGUCGACUUGACGGUUGGGGUCAACAACCAGCGUCUCUCAUGGGAAAACCCACACCCGGAACACCUUCGAGUUUGAUGGAAUGUUCGGUCUGUUUCGAUAUUGCGCAUCCCGAAUGCGUCGGCGUGGAUUCUCAAAGCCUCGCGGUGAGCGAAGACUUGCCAAACAGCUGGGAAUGUCCAGAAUGUUGUGAGACUGGAAGGAAUUUGGAUUCCCGUUCGCGGCAGGGUAAAGGUCGAGCUAGAAAAGUGUCGGUUUCGAGUGCAGCUUCUUCAGCUCCAACGACUGAUUCUGAGAGGGCCACGACUCCGAGUAAAAGGCCGAGACCUGAUCCAAAUGAGACAUGGAACGAACGAGAACCUGCGGAAGGAGAGCACAGAACAGCAUUGAGGAGUCAAUUGGCGGUACAAUUGAUUGGUUCGAGCAACAAAGCGUUGAAAAGACCGCACGUGGUGGUCAGACCAGCCCAGCUUCCGGUGCAGCGAUCGGAAAACGCUAGUCAAUCGUGGGCUCAAGACAAGGGUACGAUACUGGCAAUAUUCAGAUACAUGAGCAGACAAGAUUUGGCGAGGUGUGCAUUGGUUUGUAGAGCUUGGGCACAGUACAGUAUCGAGCCUAGCUUAUGGCGAAGAUUGGACAUGUCUCACGUGCAUCUGACCGCAGCUCAUCUGACGGGUAUUGCUCGUCGACAACCCGAGAGUCUUUGUCUCGAUUGGUCGGACGUUACGAAACGGCAAUUAGGUUGGCUUUUAGGGAGAUUAACGCAACUGCGAAGCCUAUCAUUGCAGGGUUGCGCUUGGGCUAAUAUUUCAGUGCUCAGGUCGUGCAUCUGUCCGCCGUUGCUUAAUCUCGAUUUGAGUCAUGUGUCCGGCUUAAACGAUUUUAGUUUAAGGGAAAUGUUGAGCCCCCCCACUGACUCACGACCGGGACUCAUCGAUAAAACCUCCAGGCUCAAAUACCUAAAAACUCUUUCUCUUGCCGGCUGUGAUAUCACUGACGUUGCUCUCCGAUAUAUCGCUCAGCAUUUACCGCACAUCGAAUCUCUGGAUUUAUCCUCUUGCGGACGUCUCACCGACGCUGGCGUAGCUCAACUCACCACUCCACCCGCACACGCCAUCGCCAAUUUAAUCUCUCUCAAUCUCGCCAGUUGUCGUCUUCUCACCGAAACCAGCCUCGAUCAUCUCGCCCGAUGCAAAGCUCUCAAACGUCUCGAUCUCCGACACACCACCCAAGUCUCAACUCAAAGUGUCAUCAAAUUCGCUGCUCGCAGUAUUCACAAUCUUCACGUCACUGACGUCAAACUCGUUCAGGAAAAAAGGCCCAAAAAUGAAGCUCGAGUCACGUGAGACAAUCGAUUGUACCCGAUUCAUUCGAAUCCUCCGUCUCUGUACCUGUUUAUGGGACUUUCGGACUUCAUGAUUUUUCUUAUUUCAUACGCAUCGAAGUUCGUACUGUUGGCAUACAACGAAGAAACAUUUCUAUUCUCUUUCGCUUUCGUUCGAGUUUUCAAAUAUUUUUUAACCACUUUUUUCUCAUUCAUGAGACUCUGACGCUUUACUAUUGAUUUGACAGUUUAAAUCAUUUGAAAUUCGAUAUUACUUUUCGUCAUUGGCACAAUUUAAAAAAAAUAUUUUCCCACUCCGAGUUGUUGGAUUUUAAAUACGAACUUGCGAGCUAAAAUUCUUCAAAAACCCGUACAAUCGUCAAAAAUGCAAAUUUGAUUGAAAUACAAUUGAUUUUCAUUGCGUUUCAAUUGUGUUAACUUUGGUCAAUCGAUGUUAUCUAUUAUUGCUGUUUCGGCAUCUCGAUCACAUUCUCUUCAAGGGGAAUUUCUUAUUGUUCAUUUUUGCAUGAGAAUAAUUUGACAAAUCCUUUAUUCUGAGAAAACUCGUAGGCUCCGAAACAGCUUUUUUUCGUUGUAUUAUGUUUUGUCUUGUUUCCUCUGUAGUUGCAACUACGAUAUACUUUCCGUUUAGUGAUUGAAUUUAUCCUUUCACGUUUUCCGUAGCUCCUCGGAAAAUGUUCAUAAUUAUAUUUAGUUACAAUAUCUUUCUCCAAUAUUAAUUUUACAUUUGAUUAACGAUGGAGAUUUCUCGAAAAAAAUUGAGUAAUGUCAAUUCAUCAAAUCGUCAUAUCGAUCAGCAACAAAACGAUGAGAUUUUAUGAGUUCGUAUUUCAACAAUUUUUCUCAUUCAUUGUUAAAAUUGUUUUUUUAAAUUUCCCUCCACUGGAAAAUAUAAAAUUGAUGAAUGCAUUUGGACCCCUGGAAGUUGGAUAUCGUUGAUUUGAUUUAUUAUUGUUGUUUCACGAGUGAAGCAAAAAUCGCUUUUUGUGGAGAAUUUAUUUCUCUCAAUCACUUUUUUUCGUAUAUUCUGAAGCAGCUUUUUGUUUUUUAAAAUAAUGUAUCGUUUCGUUCAUCUACACGGUAGUUGCAACUACGAUGUAUUUCAUUUUUAACGAUUCAACUUAGAUCUGUUUGGCGAACUUCGUAGCUCCCUGGACAACGUGCAAGAUUGUAUUCGGUUACAAUAUUCUUUGCUGAUAUUUAUAUCGACUUGCGAGUAUUAUGUGAUAGAAACUUUAGGCGUUUGGACAAUACUGUCAAGAAUACUUUGUUUUUCUAGCUAAGUCUGUUAUUUUAUAAUAAUUUAGAGAUCUAGCGAACGUUCGAAGAAAAAAAAAACAAUUCAGUCGGAUAUGAAACUCUAUAAAUAUCGAUUGAAAAUAAGAAAUGACAAAAGUGACGAGUGACGAAAAGUAUUGUUAUAUUGUUCGAACAAAAAUUAUUCAACAAAUAAUUGAGUCAUUUAUUUGCAUAAUGGAAAAUAAAUCUAUUGAUUUUAUUGACUUAUGGAUUUGUAGGAAUUUCUAUAGAAAAGCUUUUUUUUGGAAACUUUGAUAAAAUGACAAACUGGUUCUUUUAAUUUUUUUUCUCAUUGGCAGACAAAGCAUCACAUUUCAUUGCAAAGUGCAUAAAUCACGUACUGAAUAAUUUUAUGAAUAUACUGUCCAUGAAGAAAAAUUAAAAAGUGCCAUAAUAACGAAAAAAUGAGAUUUUCGAAAAAAAAUGCAUAAUUAUUUAUAAUUUAGAUUACGAAAAUGAAUCUUCCCGUGAGAAAAUAUUGUGAAAAUUCAUUAUAUUUUGAAAGCGACAAAAAUUUUUCAACUACUUGUCCAAUUGCGGACACUAGAAAAUUGAAUAGAACGCAAAUUUUUGGCUGGAAAUAAAUAAGCAAGAAUUCUUAACCCUUCUCGUACACCUGGGGUCCAGUGACCCUCAGACUUUCCGUGCGUUCUUAUGGGAAUUAGGCUGGAAGUGUGUACUCGAAGGGUUAAACGCAGUAAGAUUGUUGAAAUCGUGAGAAAAUAUUGGAAUGUAAGAGAGCAAACAUGAACUAUAUUUAUUCCGGAUGAUAACAUAUAAAAAUGACUAAAUUUGAAUCAUAUUGCAAUGACGUUCCAUUCGAAGAGCGCUUUUCUCCUCAGUCCCAUGUUAAUAAUAAUUCGAGUGCAACUGUGAUUACGAAGAAGUAUAAGCUUUGUGCGAACUUGACGUGCGAGUAACGCAACAUGAGCGAGAAAACGAUGACAUAAACAAAUAAAAGAAUAUCACGCUUAUUUUAAUUUUUAUUUUUUUAUUCUUCUUUCAUUGAAAAUCAUCGAUUUCAAUGAUGCUCGUUGUCACAUAUUUGAUACAGCUAACAAAUUUCGCUGUACAAAAAAUAGAGUUUUACGAUAUGUAACUGCAUGAAUCAUAUGGAAUCAAGAGCUAUUAUUAUUUGAAAAUAUAAUUUUUAAUUGUAAAAACAAA
This is a messenger RNA of Venturia canescens, 5668 nucleotides long. RefSeq names its product Lysine demethylase 2 (gene Kdm2). The coding region runs from base 255 to 3203 and encodes 982 amino acids. The transcript has 7 exons. Lineage: Eukaryota; Metazoa; Arthropoda; Insecta; Hymenoptera; Ichneumonidae. Gene Ontology annotation, molecular function: zinc ion binding; DNA binding; histone demethylase activity. The record is from RefSeq and is a predicted model, not a curated record. Gene Ontology annotation, biological process: regulation of transcription by RNA polymerase II; protein demethylation.